Messenger RNA from Polistes canadensis, 2588 nucleotides. RefSeq names its product oxidative stress-induced growth inhibitor 2-like. The transcript is spliced from 6 exons. Bases 333 to 2033 code for a protein of 566 amino acids. NCBI's taxonomy places the organism in Eukaryota, Metazoa, Arthropoda, Insecta, Hymenoptera, Vespidae. The record is from RefSeq and is a predicted model, not a curated record.
AAAAGAAGGAGAGGUUUGCCUCGACCUUCGAUCGAAUUCUCCGCAUGCAUCCGUUUCCUCCGUCGGCUUGGAUCACGCGUGGUUUUUACCAAGCAAACCGGAGUCGAAGACGGACAAACCGUAAUAGUGAAAGAAAGAGAGAUAGAACGAUCAGUCCUCGGCGGAUCGGCAAAGCGGGAAGACCUAUUGCGACUUCGACUCGUUCCCGAGCACGUGUUUACCCUUUUUAUACCAUUUACAUUGUUAGUUUCGUAAACUAAAGUAAAUUAUUAUCUAGACCGCAAUACUGAACAUUCAUUUUUACGGCCAACCAACUUGUACCAAGAGAAAGAAUGCAAAAUAAUUGCGAUGACGAUGAUAACGACGUCGUCUACAAGGACAUAGUCAUCGUAGGAAAUGGACCAAGCGGUAUUUCUUUGUCAUAUAUGCUCGCUGGUAAUUGGCCUUAUUAUACCGGCGAGCCUCAUCCCUUCGAUGAAAUGCUGACGGCGCGUCUUCACUACACAACGAGACCGUUUACCAAUGACGAGGAUAUUCUCGAGAAAAGUGACAAGACGGCACAGAAUAAUUUAGAUGAGGACACGUGUUCUCGUCGACAAUCUAACGUUGCGAAUGAUGGUGUAAUACGAGGUAGAGACUUAGCGCACAGUUCACGAUGGAAAUUGGAAACGUUGUCGUCUGGUCUCGAGGGCAGGAGCGGUGGUCGACCUUUGUCUUUACUAAUGGACCAAUUGCAGAACCCAUGCGUUGAUGCAGGUCUCGAUGUGCCUUCACUUUUGGAUUGGAAGUCUAAAGAACAACAUCCGGAACACAAGAUUAUUGAUCAUGUAGUUCUUGGUAAAGGUCAACCUGGUGGAGCUUGGCAGUCUAUGGAUCCAAAUGUGUUAACGAUCAGUUUGAGUCGAUGGAUGUCAUUACCUGGUUUAGAUUUAAGACAAUGGGAAAAAUUAGUAGAGGCUGAACAAGUACAAAAAUCAACAUUGGCGAUCGGUGAUCCUAGUUCUCAUUCACCAAGAGAAAAAAUAAAUGCAUGUAAACCUGCCAGUCGUGUACCAGUAGGUACUGUUGCUACUUAUUACAGAGAUUACGUUAUCAAACAAGGAUUGGACAAAUAUUUCCGAUGUGGGACCAUUGUAACUUCGGUACGACCGAUCGAUACCAUUGAUGUCAAUGAAGAUUUUAGAUGGAUCGUUGAAGGAUAUGCAAAUAAGACUGGUAAACGUUUUGAGUAUAGAUGUCGAAGGGUAGUUCUUGCCACUGGUACUACAGAUUUAUCCAAUCAUUUGGGAAUACCUGGAGAAAGAUCGCAAUCCUCAUGGGUGAUUCAUGAUCUUAAUGAUCUAGAAUCACGUUUAGAUCAACUUGUAAACGUAUAUGGUGAGGCUGCAUUUGAUGGAUUAUUGGAUCCUGUACUAGUGAUAGGUGCUGGAUUAAGUGCAGCCGAUGCUAUUAUGGCUACACGAUUUCGAGGAAUUCCAGUAUUACAUGUAUUUCGGGAUGCAUCUAACGAUUGGAAUAAGGAAUCGAAUGAUAAAAUACAAACUAAUAAUUUGGAUAAAUUACAAUGGCUUCCAAGUUCUAUUUAUCCGGAAUAUCACAAAGUUUAUGAGAUGAUGGCAGAUGGCGGUACGAAUUAUCCUCUUUACAAAUCAUUAUCAGGAUAUAGUCUUGCAGAUCUUAAUAUCAAUAAUGAUGAUCGUAAUAGUAAUCAAUGUAAUAAGCAUACAGUCACACUUUGUGCUCCGAAUGGACAAUUGCAGAAAUUCCGGGUUUCUAUAGUCGCGAUACUUAUAGGUUACAAACCAGAUUUAUCGUAUCUAGAAAACAACGGUAUAGGAUUUGGAAAAAUACCCGAUAGACCCGUUGAUUGUAAAUCAAAUCCGAUCGACGUCGACGAUAUUACAUAUGAAGUUUUGCAAGCACCUAAAAAGGGACUUUAUGCCUUGGGGCCUUUAGUGGGUGAUAAUUUUGUUCGUUUUAUUCUGGGUGGUGCAUUUGGCAUUCUUGCACAUAUUCUAAAUCUUUCUUCGUGAGAUACAAAUUUCGUAUCUAUUUUUUUUUUAAUUAUCCGUCAUCACCUUGACGGAAUGUAUUUAUUUAAUUUUUUGCUAGAAUUCUACCACUGUUUUUUUUUUAUCGAAUAAUUGCAUUUAUAUCUCUCCACGAGUUUGUAAAUAUUUAAAAAAUUUAUUUUUAUAUUUAGACUAUGUGAUGUAUAAGAGCUUUACGAACAUCUGCUAAUUUUAAGAUAUCCUAUAAAUAUUAUUCAUAAUGACUACAAAAAAAGGAACAUAAAUACUACUGCAAUAUUAACAUUUUUGUACGAAGUAAUGUAUAUAACAUAUGCGUACGUAUUUUGCACUUUAUACGUGAACAAAAUAUAUGUACAUAAAGAUGAAACAUAGAUCUCUACUAGUUUUGUUUGAAAGUUCUCGAUCAAAUGUAAAAUAUUAUAAAGAGAGAUAAAUAACAUAUUUACGAAAUCAUAGAUAUUGUGCAUAUAAAUAAUUUUUAGAUGUGAAAUGCACUUGAAGUAUAUACUUAAAAACACACUUGUUGUAUAUAUUAAUAUAGUAUACGUACGAUUA